AUGCCAGUUGUAUGUGAAUUUCCUGAUAUUUUCCCUGAAAAUCUUUCUGGGUUGCCCUCGGAAAGGGAAAUUGAAUUUCCUAUAGAGUUUAUUCCUGGAACUACUCCUAUUUCUAUAACUCCUUACCGAAAGGCUCCAAAAGAUGGAACUUUUUGGCUUUGUUUUGAUUAUCGGCAACUGAACAAGGUAAUAAUUAAGAAUAGAUAUCCAUUGCCUGGGAUCGAUGAUUUAUUUGACCAGCUAAAGGGUGCUAGGUUGUUCUCAAAUUUGACUUUAGGUCUGGAUGCAUUUGCGGUGUUCAUGGAUCUAAUGAAUCGUGUAUUCAAGCCUUAUCUUGAUCACAGAAGGUGUGAAGUUGAUCAUGGUAAGAUUCAAGCUAUUGUUGAAUGGAAACCGCCUAAAAGUCCAACUGAAAUACGAAGUUUCUUGGGCUUAGCGGGAUAUGAUAGAAGGUUUGUCAACGGAUUCUCCAUUAUAUCCUAUCCUUUGACACAACUUUUGAAGAAGGACGUCAAGUUUGCGUGGGAUGACAAAUACCAAGAGAGCUUUGAAAAGCUCAAAUAUUUAUUGACUAAAGCUCAUAUACUUACUCUACCAAUUGAAGGAAAAGAGUAUGUGAUAUAUAGUGAUGCUUCUCAUUAUGGUUUGGGUUGUAUUCUUAUGCAAGAAGGGAAAGUGGUUGCAUAUGCCUCUCGAAAAUGGAAACCACAUGAGUUGAAUUAUCCAACUCGUGACCUUGAGCUUGCAGCCAAAGUGUUUGUAUUGAAAAUUUGUAGACAUUACUUGUAUGGCGAAAAGUGUCAUAUUUUCACAGAUCACGCGAGUUUGAAGUACUUGGGUAAAGCCAAUGUGGUUACCGAUACUCUAAGUCGCAAAUCCUUUGCUGGUUUAUCUCUAAGUCCUUUGCCUUUGUAUCUUGAAUUGAGAGAAAUGAAUGCUUGUCUUGCAUUUAAAGUUGAUGGUUCUAUUAUUGCUAGUUUGCAAGUCAAGCCAGUUCUACUUGAACAUGUAAAAGAAGCACAAAAGUUGGAUGAGAAGCUUGCAAAACUGCUCAAAGAAGUUCAAAAUGGAGAAAAACUUGAUUUUAAAUUGAGGGAGGAUGUGCUUGAGAGAGUUGGCCCAGUUGCUUAUAAACUAGCUAUUCCACCUGAUUUAGAAAAGAUCCAUAACAUCUUCCAUGAUUCUAUGCUUAAGAGAUACCGCUCAGAUCCAUCUCAUGUUCUUCAUGUUGAAUCUACUGAGGUCAAUCCUGAUUUGACAUGUGAAGAAGAACCUAUUCAAAUCUUAGCGCGCCCUCAUGUAAUUGAGAGACUUCUUGACUGUGGGACAUCCUUUCUUGCUCAGAUUGCUCCAGUCAGGCUUCGAGUUCGCCCAUUUGACCAACUUUUGCUUCCAAAACUUGGAGGUGCUCGGCAAGCUGAUUUCGUUCAGCAACAAGUUGCUUUCGUCCUCAGAAGCAAGGAGGUUUCAGGUGGAGAGGAAGCAGUCGGUGUAGGAGAUGUUGCGAUUGCAGUUGGUGCAAAAGUUGAUGGCAGGAGAAUGUCAGUGGUAGUACUCCUCUAA
Messenger RNA from Nicotiana tabacum (common tobacco), 1563 nucleotides. Lineage: Eukaryota; Viridiplantae; Streptophyta; Magnoliopsida; Solanales; Solanaceae. The record is from RefSeq and is a predicted model, not a curated record.